UCAUAUGAAAUCAGCCGGUUGCAGUUGUUCUUCAAGAUUGGACAUACGAUCGAAUUUCUCCAAGCAGAACUCCUCAAUAAUGUAGUAGCCGAGUUGGACGAGUAUCGAUCCGCUGUAUGA
Messenger RNA from Haemonchus placei, 120 nucleotides. The record is from the annotation of a GenBank genome assembly. NCBI's taxonomy places the organism in Eukaryota, Metazoa, Nematoda, Chromadorea, Rhabditida, Trichostrongylidae.